Messenger RNA from Staurois parvus, 513 nucleotides. The record is from the annotation of a GenBank genome assembly. Lineage: Eukaryota; Metazoa; Chordata; Amphibia; Anura; Ranidae.
CGGGCCCCCAGGGGAGAGGACGGGUUCUGGGGCCCCCUUUCAGGGGGAGCGGGGGGCCCGGGACCCCCGGGGGUGGAGCACAGGUCUGGGGGGCCCCCUGGGGGGGAGGCGGGGCCCCCGGGAGGCGACGGUCCCCCAGGGGAACAAAAAGGGGGGACAGGUCUUCGGGCCCUCAAGGCGGAGCGGCGGGCGCCGGACCCCCAGGGGAGACGACAGGUGGGCUCCGAGUCAACAGGCACGACAGUGGGCACCGGGUCACCAGGUACCGGAUUGUCUGGCUCGACAGCGGGCAUCGGGUGUCACCAGGCAUCAGGUCAUUUGGCUCGACAGCGGGCACCGCAUCAUCUGGCAAGACAGUGGGCUCCGAGUCAAACUGGUAUGACCGCGGGCACUGGGUCAGACAUUGGAUCGUCUGACUGGACAGCGGGCAUCGGGUCACCAGGCAUCAGGUCAUUUGGCUCGACAGCGGGCACCGUGUCAUCUGGCAAGGCAGUGGGCUCCGAGUCAACAGGC